CUCCAUUUCAAUGGCCCAAAGGCCUCAAACGCAAUUUUUCCCAUUGAUGAUAAAGGGAUAGCCUUCUCAUUCUUCCUCCAGCGGAGCUCCUCUGUGAAACCCAUGGCCGCCACCGCUGCCUGCUCCUCUCUCAGCUCCAUUCGAAGAGGCUUCAAGUACCAUCCUCAAAGAAAUCCAAACUACAAAUUCCAAGCAAUCAAAUGUAGCUCAUCUUUGUUGGGUUCUUUUACCUCUUCCAAGAUUCUUCCGUCACUGGCCUAUGUCAUCCCUCCAUUAAAGCCAGCUGCUGCUUACGAAGCUGCAAGGACUAUCCCCUUUGCCUUGCAAGAUGCAUCAAUGGCUGCCUCUGAUUUUGUGAACAGUAUGACCUUGGCUGACCUCGACCCAGGAACGGCAAAGCUUGCGAUCAGCUUUCUGGGGCCGUCUCUCUCGGUGUUUUCGUUUUUGUUUAUUGCUAGAAUAGUAAUGUCUUGGUAUCCCAAGUUGCCAGUGGGGAAGUUUCCAUAUGUUAUAGCUUAUGCCCCCACUGAACCACUUCUAAUUGCAACAAGGAAGGUGAUCCCUCCUCUCGGCGGAGUUGACGUAACACCAGUUGUCUGGUUCGGAUUGGUUAGUUUCCUCAACGAGAUAUUGCUCGGUCCCCAAGGGCUGCUUGUCCUCCUUUCUCAACAAGUCAGCUAAAUCUUGAUGAGAAUGCUUCAGAGAAACAUUCUUUCGUUUUUUAGUUCUGUAUAUGCAACUGAUCUUCUUAGCUGAGCCUCUUUGGUUCCAAAAGGCAAAGGAUGUGAGAACUUGAAAUUCUUAAUGAAAGAAAAUUUUCCUCA
Messenger RNA from Cucumis melo (muskmelon), 824 nucleotides. RefSeq names its product protein COFACTOR ASSEMBLY OF COMPLEX C SUBUNIT B CCB3, chloroplastic. The record is from RefSeq and is a predicted model, not a curated record. The transcript is spliced from 2 exons. NCBI's taxonomy places the organism in Eukaryota, Viridiplantae, Streptophyta, Magnoliopsida, Cucurbitales, Cucurbitaceae. Bases 103 to 681 code for a protein of 192 amino acids. Gene Ontology annotation, cellular component: chloroplast thylakoid membrane.